Molecule: messenger RNA, 1303 nt
Organism: Centruroides sculpturatus (bark scorpion)
Lineage: Eukaryota; Metazoa; Arthropoda; Arachnida; Scorpiones; Buthidae
Exons: 2
Coding region: 1-660 (219 amino acids)
Source: RefSeq, a predicted model, not a curated record
AUGUCUUAUCAAACCUCUAGGAAGUGCAUGAGUGACACUGCAAUAGAGAAGUGCAUUGCCUUCCUUUUGUCUCUUAUAAAACAACUUCAGCAAAGGUUACCUGACACUAUAUCAAUGUUGAAAACCAUGACAUCACUAAGUGUUGACCAUUGUCUCAACCCAAUUAAUUUAAAAGAUAUAAUAAACCUUGCAAAAAUGUUUUUUGCUGAUGAUGCAGUAUUAACUCACAUUGACUUUCAAUGGAGGAAAAUCCAUACAAUCCACUGGAAAGAAACUUCCAGCACGAUAAACCUGUGGAUGGAGGUAGCUCAAUACCAAGAUGUUGCCAGAGAAAAUCCCUUUCAAGACUUGGUCAAUUUUGUUUUAAAAAUUCUUUUAUUACCUCACUCAAACGCACAAAUAGAACACUUAUUUAGUCAGAUGAAUAUUGUUAAGACCAAACUGUGGAAUAGAUUGAAUAUUAUUUCACUCAGUAGCAUAUUAACGACUAGAUAUGGUUUGAAAAGAUUAGGGAAAUGCAGCUAUGAUUAUGAAUUGCCAGCAAAUGUCAUUCGAAAAAUAGGCACUAUAAAAUCAUACCAACAUUUACAGUUUGAAGCAAAACCAUCUUUUGAACACAAUGAAGAAAUUGAAGAAGUAAUGGAAUUUAACGACAAAUGAACUUUUUGAAUAAAGUUAAAAAUAGAUUAAUUAAAAGUAUGUUUUUAUUGUUUGUUUAGCCAUUUUUUUAGCAAAUUGUGAAAAUUUUUUUAGCUAUUUUUAGAGUUUUUUUUUGUUUGCUUUUAGCUACUUUUAUUUUUUUCAGUUGGCAACCCUACUAGAAUUGCUGAGUUUUGCUCCAUAACUAUAUGACUUCAAAAUUUUGUCACUUUCAAAAUGAUUACUUUAUAAUAAACAAAAAUGAUUUUGAAGUAAACUGCUCACAUGCAUGUUCCUGCACCAUAAAAUCAACUGAUUCAGGCUGAACUUUUUUGUUUUUGUAUAGCAGACUAGUCUGGCAGAACUGAUCAUCCAAAGCUGUUACCUUCACCAACAAUCACCUAAAUAAUCGAGCUACAACUACAGGUAGACGUUAGGUGCCAUCUCUUAACUAAAUUAAUAAUGUAAGGAACCAAGUCCGAGCGUUAUUUUUAGUUACUUUUAUUUUGCUUUUAUUAUAUUUUUGUUUGGGGCUUAUGUUUAGUUAGGACGAAGGUUUCCUCACCCGUCACCUUAGAAAGUUAAAAAGAGAAGAUAAAACCAACUCACCGACGAAGAAAAGAAAGCGCCAUAGCUAACACUCGCACUCACGUGCACGCCCGAG